UUUCAUUGUGGCCCUGCAGAGCGAACGCCAUCAUCACACGCAGCGGCUACGGCGAGCAGCACGUCGACACCAGGGCCACCGCAGCAGCGCAGUCUUUAUUACUGUCAAAUAAUUUCAUUAUAACGGCAAUGGAAUAUAGUGCUGCGGAUUAUUAGACGCGUUUGAACUGGGCCUCAGUUUUGGCGGCACACAAAGCAAUGUGGAGGAAAUAAAAAUCCUGAUACGCUGAAAACCAGAGAUUAUAGAUAAUGGGCUGUGUGCAAUGCAAGGAUAAGGAAGCAACCAAACUCACAGACGACCGAGACACCAGCAUCUCCCAGGGAGCAGGUUACCGCUAUGGGGCUGACCCCACGCCGCAGCACUACCCCAGCUUCGGGGUCACCGCCAUCCCCAACUACAACAACUUCCACGCACCCGUCGGACAGGGGAUGAACGUCUUCGGAGGGGUCAGCACUUCCUCUCACACUGGAACCCUGAGGACCCGUGGUGGGACAGGAGUCACCCUCUUUGUAGCACUUUAUGACUAUGAGGCACGGACAGAAGACGACCUCAGCUUCAGGAAAGGAGAAAGGUUCCAGAUUAUCAACAGCACUGAAGGGGACUGGUGGGAUGCUCGCUCGCUCACCACCGGUGGCAGCGGCUACAUUCCCAGUAAUUACGUGGCUCCGGUGGACUCCAUCCAGGCUGAGGACUGGUACUUUGGUAAACUGGGCCGUAAGGAUGCAGAGAGGCAGCUGCUGUCCACUGGCAACCCUCGAGGAACCUAUCUCAUCCGGGAGAGUGAAACCACAAAGGGUGCCUUCUCCUUGUCCAUACGGGACUGGGACGAUGUGAAAGGUGAUCAUGUCAAGCAUUAUAAGAUCCGCAAGCUGGACAGUGGCGGCUACUACAUCACCACCAGGGCUCAGUUUGACACGCUGCAGCAGCUGGUACAGCACUACUCAGACCGAGCUGCCGGGCUCUGCUGUCGCUUGGUGGUUCCCUGCCACAAAGGGAUGCCCCGCCUCGCCGACCUCUCCGUCAAAACCAAAGAUGUAUGGGAGAUCCCGCGGGAGUCGCUGCAGCUCAUCAAGCGUCUUGGGAACGGGCAGUUUGGGGAGGUCUGGAUGGAGAGUGCGGAUGGUUUGUGCUUUAAUUUAACGGGCGUGUGUGUGAACUACAUCCCUGACACUGUGGGCUUGAGUCAUGAUGCCUGGGAGAUCAGCAGAGACGCACUUGAGUUGGAAGUUAAGCUGGGGACGGGAUGUUUUGCUGAUGUGUUUUACGGAACGUGGAAUGGCACCACUAAGGUGGCAGUGAAGACUCUGAAGCCUGGCACCAUGUCCCCUGAGUCCUUCCUGGAGGAGGCUCAGAUCAUGAAGAAACUCCGCCAUGACAAGCUGGUGCAGCUCUAUGCCGUGGUGUCUGAGGAGCCCAUUUACAUCGUCACAGAGUACAUGGGCAAAGGAAGCCUGCUGGACUUCUUGAAGGAUGGAGAAGGACGAGGGCUGAAGCUGCCUAACCUGGUGGACAUGGCAGCACAGGUGGCAGCAGGCAUGGCCUACAUCGAGAGGAUGAACUACAUCCACAGAGACCUCCGCUCCGCCAACAUCCUGGUGGGAGACAACCUGGUGUGCAAGAUCGCUGACUUCGGCCUGGCCAGGCUCAUCGAAGACAACGAAUACACUGCUCGGCAAGGUGCAAAGUUCCCCAUCAAGUGGACUGCCCCGGAGGCGGCGCUGUACGGGAAGUUCACCAUCAAGUCGGACGUGUGGUCGUUUGGCAUCUUGCUGACAGAGCUGGUCACCAAGGGUCGGGUGCCUUACCCAGGCAUGAACAACCGUGAGGUGCUGGAGCAGGUGGAGCGAGGCUACAGGAUGCCGUGCCCCCAGGACUGCCCCAUUUCACUGCACGAGCUGAUGCUGCAGUGCUGGAAGAAGGAUGCAGAGGAGCGGCCCACCUUCGAGUACCUGCAAGCCUUCUUGGAGGACUACUUCACAGCCACCGAGCCACAGUACCAGCCUGGGGACAACCUCUAAACCCCUCCCCCGCUCGGGGCUGGGGCGGGACGUUACAAAACUCUAGAGCCUUCCUAGCCAGGCCUUUAAUUUAGGGAUCUGUACAGCUUCCUCAGCUCAACCCGAGCAUUUCAGUUCCACCACCGACCCCUAAAACACAACCCUCAGUCUCUGACACGCCCCCUAGUGUCUGAACUCUGCAAAUGUGAUAAAUAGGGAAGUUGAGGAGGUGGGAUGGCGGACGGACGAAGUUAACUAGGGUUGUGAAAAUGCAACAAAAUACCUGUAUUCAAUGUAAAUAAGAAAGGCUUGUUUUAGUUUAUUUGUUUGUGUCCAUUUAAGAUUUUAUUUUCUCCUGCACAAAAUAAUAAUAAUGAUAAAAAUGAUAAAGGCAAAUGAAGUGAACCAUUUCAGAGGAGCACCUGAGCAGACACAGUCAUCUGUACAUGUAUUAUACUGUAGCUCCUGUAUUCUUUUCUACAGAUGAAAUUGGAAGCCUUGAUAUAUUUUUUUUGCAUUUUCCAUUACGUGUAAAAAAAUUCACCCCCAGAUUAUUGCUUUAUUCUUGACUUUUCAGUUAGUAGUAUUCCAGAGGCGUCCUCCGUCAGCAUUUUUUAUUUUCUUGCCACCCCCGAAGCUUCUUCAGAGCGCUAGUUCGUUUGCAAAUGAUGUAUGUCACAUUUUUGUAAAUUACAGCCGAGCGUGUAAGGAUUUUCAACAUAUCCCUCCUCGCUCAUAAUUUUCAGAAAAUUUGGGUUGAAAUACUUCUGUCUUCUUACUGCGAGUGUUGUUUUUGUUUAGCUGAAAGAAAGAAAGGUUGAGUUAAUUUAAGAAGAGAGUAUGUAUGUCUUAUUUGAGCUGUCAUUCCGAGGCCGUCCUCAUCAGCACGGUUGUUUUCGGGGGAGCCGGAGUGGACAGGGGCGUUUUCCUCAUCUCCUGCCCGUCCUCCACCUGAGCCUUCAGGGCGCCGACCUGCAGCUGAACCUGGACCACCUCACCUCCUGAGUUAUAUCUUCUUUAAUGUUUUACUGACAAGGCUAUAUUCUAUCAGUAUUUCAGUAUUUGGUUUUUACAGAGUAUGUUUUUGGUUUAACCCUUUUAAGUGAUCAUUUAAGAGUCAGUUGUUUGUUCAGGGGAGGUUUGAGGCCAAUUCAUGUUGCAAUUCAGAAUAGAAAUUGAAGAUUUUAUGGUUUGAAUUCAUAAAGUAAGCCGCUGAAUUGAAAGUGAAUUGUACCCGGCCCUGAUCUGGUCUUAAUGCAGAUAGUUUCAUGGCCAACAGGUAACCCUCAUUUUUCAGUCGCACAGCUAAAUGGUUUUAAGUGUCGCUAACUUCCCUCCUUUAUAUCUUUUCAUUUCCAUUUUUUAACAUAACCUGUUUUGUUAUUUCAGUGAUUUGGCGUUUGAACUUCAGAAAAGAACAAUAAACAUUUUACACUCUU
Messenger RNA from Siniperca chuatsi (mandarin fish), 3436 nucleotides. It is a transcript of the gene fynb, whose product is annotated as FYN proto-oncogene, Src family tyrosine kinase b. NCBI's taxonomy places the organism in Eukaryota, Metazoa, Chordata, Actinopteri, Centrarchiformes, Sinipercidae. The record is from RefSeq and is a predicted model, not a curated record. Gene Ontology annotation, cellular component: extrinsic component of cytoplasmic side of plasma membrane. Bases 249 to 2018 code for a protein of 589 amino acids. The transcript is spliced from 14 exons. Gene Ontology annotation, biological process: T cell receptor signaling pathway; cell surface receptor protein tyrosine kinase signaling pathway; protein phosphorylation. Gene Ontology annotation, molecular function: non-membrane spanning protein tyrosine kinase activity; signaling receptor binding; ATP binding.